Funneliformis caledonium is the source of this 245-nucleotide messenger RNA. The record is from the annotation of a GenBank genome assembly. Lineage: Eukaryota; Fungi; Glomeromycota; Glomeromycetes; Glomerales; Glomeraceae.
CAUAUUUCAAAACCAAAACAAUAGUAUUCCAUUAUAUACUAGUGGAAAAAACAAAAAAUUAAAAGGAUAUAAAUUAGCUACUUUGGGAAAAGAAGUAGACUUGCGUUAUCUUCUAACAGCAUACAAUACAUCACGUCCUUUACAAUCGGGAUUAUGUGAUUGUUGCGGACUCCAAUUGAAUAAUGAUGAUAUAGUGCCGCUAACUUGUGGCCAUGGUUAUCAUUCAACUUGCUACAGUAGAAGAU